Gadus chalcogrammus (walleye pollock) is the source of this 912-nucleotide messenger RNA. RefSeq names its product small nuclear ribonucleoprotein polypeptide B2 (gene snrpb2). The transcript is spliced from 7 exons. Gene Ontology annotation, molecular function: U1 snRNA binding. NCBI's taxonomy places the organism in Eukaryota, Metazoa, Chordata, Actinopteri, Gadiformes, Gadidae. Bases 23 to 682 code for a protein of 219 amino acids. Gene Ontology annotation, biological process: mRNA splicing, via spliceosome. The record is from RefSeq and is a predicted model, not a curated record. Gene Ontology annotation, cellular component: U1 snRNP.
CGUUCAAGAGAGACCAGCCACCAUGGAUAUCCGACCAAACCACACGAUUUAUAUCAACAAUAUGAACGACAAAGUCAACAAGGAUGAGCUGAAGCGGUCGCUCUACGCCCUGUUCUCUCAGUUCGGUCAGAUCGUCGACAUCGUUGCAAUGAAGACGUCCAAGAUGCGCGGCCAGGCCUUUGUUGUGUUCAAAGAGCUGGCCGCCUCGACCAACGCCCUGCGACAACUACAGGGCUUCCCCUUCUACAACAAACCCAUGCGCAUCCAGUAUGCCAAGACCGACUCGGAGGUGAUCGCAAAGAUGAGGGGAACGUACGGAGACAAGGACAAGAAGAAGGACAAGAAGAAGAAGGUUCCUGAGGUGCUGACCAGCCUAGCCAAGAAGCCAGGGCCAGUGGCACUCACCCCGCAGACAAACAGCCCAGCUGCCCCGGUACCGGACAAUCCUCCCAACUACAUCCUGUUCCUUAGCAACCUGCCGGAGGAGACCAAUGAGAUGAUGCUGUCCAUGCUCUUCAACCAGUUCCCGGGGUUCAAGGAGGUGCGCUUGGUUCCGGGGAAACACGACAUCGCCUUUGUGGAGUUUGAGGGCGAGGCUCUGGCGGGCGUGGCUAAAGACGCCCUGCAGGGCUUCAGGAUCACCGCCACCUGCGCCAUGAAGAUCACCUACGCCAAGAAGUAGUUUCCUGUACCUCCCGCGGGAGAGAGAGGAGGGGGAGACUUUGGGAGGGGAGGGGGGGGGGGGUGCGAGAGAAGCUGAAAGGGUUCCUGGAUUUCCGUUCAGAUUUUUGUAAAAGUUGCGGAUCGUCCUGGAGGUUUUUUUAUUUUAUUUGUAUGGAGAGUCUUAUUGUUGGACCAUGAAAGGAGUUUGUUUUCUAAUAAACUGUAUUAAAAGACGUGCUGCCUCGUCUG